Sitophilus oryzae (rice weevil) is the source of this 1890-nucleotide messenger RNA. Its product is annotated as venom serine carboxypeptidase-like. The record is from RefSeq and is a predicted model, not a curated record. The coding region runs from base 403 to 1812 and encodes 469 amino acids. Lineage: Eukaryota; Metazoa; Arthropoda; Insecta; Coleoptera; Curculionidae. Gene Ontology annotation, molecular function: serine-type carboxypeptidase activity; protein binding. The transcript is spliced from 8 exons. Gene Ontology annotation, biological process: proteolysis.
CUUGUUACCUUCUGCCACAUCAGUCUGGCAACACUGGAUCUGAUAUAUUAGGAUUGUUUACCAAUUUGUUUUUGCAAAUUUUCCUGUUUUAUGUAUAGAAUUGGAUAAAAAGAAACAGAAAAUAGCAAAAACCUGAAUGUUUACUGAAUACAAUAUGUGCCAGAAAACAUUUAAAAUGUGACAAAUUACAUUUGUUAUAUUUUUGUAUUUCUGAAAAACGAGUGAAAAAUUAAUAAUACCUACUUAUAUCUAGGGAUUCAUUCUGAUUCAUUUAUGUAUUUUGUGUGUAUAUAUUGUGAGCAUAGAUAACUGGGCUAAUUAUUGCUGUUCACUGAUUUGGUACUUUGACUACUUAGUAUAUUCUUUGAUUUGUUUCCGAAGAAAAAGCAACAUAAUUUGAAAAUGAUUUUGCUUACUCUUUUUUUAUUAUAUCAUGUAUUUCAAGAAAGUUCUGGUGCUUUUCCUAAUUUUUACACCAAAAUAUAUUCAGAACAAAUUUCUGGUGACUCCGGCGAACCACUGAUUCUUACGCCCCUUAUUGAGCAGAACAAAAUCCAAGAAGCUCAGAAUAUUUCAAGAGUAUAUUUUAAUGGGUUUAAAAAUGUCACUAGCUAUUCUGGAUAUUUCACUGUAGAUAAAACAUUUAACUCCAAUAUGUUUUUUUGGUAUUUUCCUGCUGUCACAGAUUCAGCACAUGCUCCUGUUGUUUUAUGGUUACAAGGAGGACCCGGAGCAUCUAGUUUAAUUGGUUUAUUUGCGGAAAAUGGUCCAUUCUCCGUUAAAAACAAACAUGGUUUGAGAUUAAGAAAAUAUUCCUGGACUGAAAAUCAUAAUGUUCUUUAUAUUGAUAAUCCUGUUGGUACUGGAUUUAGUUUUACUAAUGGUGGAUAUGCAAAAACCGAAACUAAAGUUGGAGAAGACUUAUACACUGCACUUAUUCAGUUUUUUACAUUAUUUCCUGAAUUACAAAAGAAUGAAUUUUUUGUUACUGGAGAAUCUUAUGCUGGAAAGUAUGUUCCUGCUGUAUCAUAUGUUAUACACCAAAGAAACGCAGGUGCAAAGCUUCAAAUUAAUUUACAAGGUUUGAGUAUUGGGAAUGGUCUUAGCGAUCCGGAACACCAAUUGAAAUAUGGCGAUUACCUUUAUCAACUAGGUUUGAUUGAUGCCAAUGCCAAAAAGACUGUUCAAGAUUAUGAACAGCAGGGAAUUAAUUAUAUUCAGAACAGGCAAUAUGAUAAAGCUUUUCAAAUUUUUGAUGAACUUCUUAAUGGAGACACCAACAAUCACACUUCAUUAUUUAAAAAUAUUACAGGAUUUGAUAAUUAUUUUAAUUUUUUGUAUCCUAUAGAUCCUUUGGAUAUCGAUCUAAGGAAUAUGGCAAAAUAUUUACAAAGAUCUGACAUUAGAGCUGCAAUUCAUGUAGGAAAUACCAGUUUUAGUACAGAAACUGAAGUAGUUGAAAAAAAUUUGAUGUUUGAUGUAAUGCAAAGUAUAGCCCCCUGGAUAUCAGAUCUAUUAAAUAAUUAUAGAGUGUUAAUUUAUAAUGGACAAUUGGAUAUUAUAGUGGCUUAUCCUUUAACAGAAAAUUACCUUCAAAAUUUAAAUUUUGCAGGUGCAGAUGAAUAUAAAACUGCUAAAAGAUACCAAUGGUAUGUUGGAAGUGAUAUAGCAGGCUAUGUUAAACAAGCUGGGAAAUUAACAGAAGUUCUUGUAAGAGAUGCAGGUCAUAUGGUUCCUGCUGACCAACCACUGUGGGCAUGGGAUAUGAUAUCAAGAUUUACAAGAAAUAAGCCAUUUCAUAGACAAAUAUAAUAAUCCUACUCUGUACCAUCUUUUUUCUUAAUUUCUUACUUUGUGUACUCUCGUCAAAAAUAAAUUAAUUUAAAUUUA